CGGGAUUCUUUGACAGGAAGGAAGGCGCCGAGGAAGGCGGGUCCUCGUGCAUGCAGCAGGAGCAAAAUGAAGAGGAGAGGCGCUGGGGAAAGAGAGAAAGAGGCGAAGAAGCGGAAACUCCUCGAAGAACUUGGAGAGGGUCAUCUUCCAUAUUUGACGCCGAAAGACGACGGCUUCUGUGAACUGUGGAGGAAAGACUAUUCCAAACUUAUCCUCAGAAGUGCCGAGAAGAUACCUAAAGAUAUCCAUGAGGGGGUUCAGGAAGCAUUUUUGACUUUGCGAAAAUUCGACUGUUUCUUCCGGGACCUCGUAAGGAUCAAAGGGAAAGAUUUUUUUACCCCAGUGUCUCGAAUUUUAAUUGGAAAUCCAGGAUGUACUUACAAAUAUUUGAACACGAGGUUAUUUACUGUCCCCUGGCCCAUGGAAAGUUAUGAAAUAAAUUAUUCCCAUCCAGAAAUAUCCCAAGCUUGUAAAGCAUUAAUCAAACUUAAUGACUACAUGCACAGAGAAACGACCUGGGCUUUGCAAGAGCAAAAGUUGACUGAGACAAAAGAAACUGAAGAUUGCGCUGUCACCGAUAGGCCUCCGGAUAACGCUCCUUCGAUUACUGCGACAGGAUCGGCUUUACGAGAUCAAAGCUGUCCUCAUGUCCCGAAGAAUGACUAUAGCGAUUUGAAAGAGAGAUCAUCCUACAACUUGACGUUGUUAAAUUAUAUGGAUCCCCAACAAAUGCCAUUCUUGAAACAAGAGCCUUAUUUUGGAAUGGGGAAAAUGGCCGUGAGCUGGCACCAUGAUGAAAAUCUGGUUGAAAGGUCAACGGUAGCUGUCUACAGUUAUAGCUGCAGAGAUUCUGCCUCUGAUGUUCUUGAAGAAGAUACUGCAAAUGGUAGAGACCCAUCCGUCUGGCACGUUGGCUUGAAAAUAGCAUGGGACAUCAAGACGCCAGGGUUGGCAGUACCUCUCCACCCAGGAGACUGCUACUUCAUGCUAGAUGACCUGAAUAUGACCCACCAGCACUGUGUUCUCGCAGGCCUGUGUCCGAGAUUCAGUUCUACCCAUAGAGUAGCAGAGUGCUCUAAAGGGACCCUGAGCUACAUUUUGAGCCAAUGCAACACAGCACUCCAAAACCUACAAACCGACACUGAUUUGAAGGGCACGUCUUUGCAAUCUCUGGAUGUCGCAGUUGUAAAACGAGUGGAGGAAAUUCAUAAUGAGGUUGAAUUUGAGUGGCUGCGGCAGUUCUGGUUCCAGGGUAAACGUUACAGGAAGUGUACUGAGUGGUGGCACAAGCCAAUGGACUCUCUGGAAGAAUUUUGGAGAAAAAUGGAGCUCAUGACAAGCUUACUGCUUGACGAAAUCAGAAAAGAACAGAUGGAAGAAGAAAGCAAGACAAAAAUCGACUGUAUCUUGCCCCUUCUUGUCCAACGACACGAACUGCGCAAGGAAUGGCUGGGAAGGUGUCAUUCACAACUGGCAGAGUGCUUGCCAGAGGAUGAAAAGCCAGAAUGCCGUCCGUACUGGGAAGAAGAUGAUCCCAACAUGCCACUUCCAUUUGAUCUUGAAGAUAUCGUAUGUGAGCUAGAGAGUCUCCAGAAGAUGGAAAGCUAGCAGAACUGUUCUCACUGUAACUUUCUGAAGCUCCAAUGCUAGUCUCCAGGAGAAGGUGGAAAGCUAGCUUGGACUGAUCUCAUCUUCAACUGGCUGAAGAUUCAUUUGUUCCGAAGGAAUAAUUUAUGGAAAGAGAGCUAGAUCUUUUUUUAAAAAAAGAAAUGAAAUGAAUACAUUAAUGGGUUCACUUUAAGCAAUGUUCAAGUUGUACAGUGGAGAAAUAACGAAAAAGAGGUUCAGAAACAUGAGAUCUUGAAAGGAAGAUCGUCUGGAAUUUCUUUGAAGUAGGAUAGCCCCAUGCUGUGUGCUGGGAUAUGCAAAUAAAGAACUGCUUAUAUCAUUUCAA
This is a messenger RNA of Heteronotia binoei (common prickly gecko), 1954 nucleotides long. RefSeq names its product FTO alpha-ketoglutarate dependent dioxygenase (gene FTO). NCBI's taxonomy places the organism in Eukaryota, Metazoa, Chordata, Lepidosauria, Squamata, Gekkonidae. The record is from RefSeq and is a predicted model, not a curated record. Gene Ontology annotation, biological process: RNA repair; regulation of multicellular organism growth; DNA alkylation repair. The coding region runs from base 67 to 1608 and encodes 513 amino acids. Gene Ontology annotation, molecular function: ferrous iron binding; mRNA N6-methyladenosine dioxygenase activity; broad specificity oxidative DNA demethylase activity. The transcript is spliced from 9 exons.